Myiozetetes cayanensis is the source of this 1376-nucleotide messenger RNA. RefSeq names its product putative protein FAM172B. Gene Ontology annotation, molecular function: siRNA binding. The transcript is spliced from 2 exons. Gene Ontology annotation, cellular component: nucleus. NCBI's taxonomy places the organism in Eukaryota, Metazoa, Chordata, Aves, Passeriformes, Tyrannidae. The record is from RefSeq and is a predicted model, not a curated record. Bases 89 to 1177 code for a protein of 362 amino acids. Gene Ontology annotation, biological process: regulatory ncRNA-mediated heterochromatin formation.
AAGUAUUGAAACCUGAAACUGUGAUGCGUUUAUUUUCUUUCAUGCAGAGGACUUGUCUACACUCCCAGAGAGAAAAAGAUUUCCAUCUAUGAUGAUGACAGAUUUUACAGGAGAGCAUACGUGGUUACAAAUACAGCAUGAACUCAGCCUGAGGAAACUCAUAGAGGGUUCAGAGUAUCAAGAGGAUUUGAAAUAUGACUUCAAUAUAAAAGGGGAACUGAGGCAUCUGGAUACAAACGAGUCCUUUGCUUUCAAUUAUUACAAGAGUGGAUUUGAGCAGAAUCAUAAACGCUAUGAGGUGCUGGGACAUUUUAUUACCCAGUAUGUUUAUGAGCUCCUGGAAAGGGUCUGCACGCUACAGAAGGUUUAUAUUCCUACUGAUGCUACAGAGGAUGAACCAAGAAGUUUCUUUUUCAUGAGUAAGAAUGCACUAACAAGUUCCUCUAGCCUCAUUAUCCUUCUUCAAGACCGUGGAGUUUUCCGUGCUGGACAGUGGGGGCAAAAGACAAUUGUCAGUGAGGGCCUGAGCCAUGGAACACAAAUACCGUUCAUCAAAAUGGCCCUUCAGAGCUGCUGGGAAGUGAUUGUACUGAAUCCCAAUGACAACUUCACGGACCUGAAGACUGAAAAGCAGCACUUUUCUAUCAGGGAAGAAGCAGUUACUUUUACACAGUCUGUCUGGUGGAUCCCCAAGAGGGGCAGCAGCAGCCCCGAGGAGCACACCAUGUACGUGUGGGAUCACUUCAUUUCAAAGAGUGCAGCCAAGAACGUGGCCUUCAUUGCCCAUGGCUACGGUGGGUUGGUGUUUGUUGAUUUGCUGGUGCAGAGAAAAUGCGAGGUGAUGAAUAAAGUGUUCUCUGUGGCCUUCAUUGACUCUGUGCACAACACACAGCACCAGACCAGGAACAAUCCACAGAUACAGGAAUGGAUACUGAAAUGGUGCCGCGAGUGGGUGUCAAACAGUAAACCUCUAAAUAAGACUGUGGACUUUCUCUUGAGAACAAAUUGUCCCACUGUCUCUGCUGGAACGGAAAAGUGUGGUUUAGCACCCUCCUGCUGUCUCCAUGCCAUCUUUAAGUACUUGAAGAGCUCCCUGAAAGCUAAGACCGUAACAGCUUUUAGGCAGUCCCCAGUUGAAACCAGAAGCAGCACAAGGAAGAAGAGAGCCAGUAAAUAAAGGCACACUGGUUUGUUCUUGAUAGUGAUAGUCCUUUCAUAACUGCCUCUACACCUUUCAAUCAUCUAAGAACCUUCAUCUCACUGUGGAGCAACUUAAGAGUUCUAAGUUUGAAGUUAAUUUGUUUGGUUUUGAUAAAAACUCCACAAAAGUUAACUAUAAGGAAAGAAAUGCGUUAUUGAAAGCUUUAAGGCACAAC